Terrapene triunguis (Three-toed box turtle) is the source of this 2853-nucleotide messenger RNA. Its product is annotated as mutS protein homolog 4. The transcript is spliced from 20 exons. Gene Ontology annotation, molecular function: mismatched DNA binding; ATP-dependent DNA damage sensor activity; ATP binding. Gene Ontology annotation, cellular component: nucleus. NCBI's taxonomy places the organism in Eukaryota, Metazoa, Chordata, Testudines, Emydidae. The record is from RefSeq and is a predicted model, not a curated record. Bases 1 to 2853 code for a protein of 950 amino acids. Gene Ontology annotation, biological process: mismatch repair; reciprocal meiotic recombination.
AUGUCGUCGCCGGUGCCGCCAUUUUGUGUGUGGUCUCUGGUGCCUGCGCUGAGGGAGAUGCUGCGGGGAAGCGACGAGAGGAGGUCGGCAGCGCGGGAGGAGGCCUCUGCUUCUGCCUCCUAUUCGGGCCGCUGUUCGUCCUCGUCCGGGACGGAGCACCUGCCCCUCUACCACUUCGGGCUGCUGCAAACCCCGCUGAGCACGGCUGGCAGCGCCGGCGGCCCCCAGCGAAAGGCAGACUCCCUCGGCAGGGUCGUUCCCCCGGGGCCGGGGCCGCAGCUGUUCUCUGCGGCAGCAGGAGAUUCAUACUUUGGGGACAAGAGUUCGUAUGCAGAAAAUGUUAGCACAAUGAAUUUUACAAGCUCUUCUUCUGCAAGAGGUCUAAAUAGUGCCUGGAUAGGAAAAACACCCCUCUCUUCUAGUAGAUCAGGUUGUAGAAGCAGGACUCCUCUCAUGGGAUAUUCAGUUACAUCCUCAUCUGCUGUCUCUGCUCAUUUGGUUGCAUCCGUUAUUGUAGCUGUAGUAGAAGGGAGAGGACUUGCCAGAGGUGAAGUAGGAAUGGCUAGUAUUGACUUAAAGAACCCUGAAGUGGUAUUAUCCCAAUUUGCGGACAAUACAACCUAUGCUAAGGUUAUCACAAAACUCAAGAUUUUAACACCAUUAGAAAUAAUAAUGUCAAAUACUGCUUGUGAUACAGGGAAUACAACAAAAUUGUUCAGUUUGAUAACAGAAAAUUUCAAGAACGUGACUUUUACUACUGUCCAAAGAAAAUACUUCAAUGAAACAAAGGGCUUGGAAUAUAUAGAACAGUUGUGUACAUCUGAAUUCAGCACUGUCCUAAUGGAGGUUCAGUCCAAGUAUUACUGUCUAGCAGCUGUUGCAGCUUUGCUAAAAUAUGUUGAAUUUAUUCAAAAUUCAGUUUAUGCUCCUAAGUCACUCAAGGUUCGUUUCCAGGGAAGUGAGCAAACUGCUAUGAUAGAUUCAUCAUCAGCCCAAAAUCUUGAAUUGUUAACUAACAACAGAGAUUCUCGGAAUGGUCACACUCUUUUUGGCGUUCUAAAUUAUACUAAAACUCCAGGUGGAAGCCGAAGACUUAGGUCUAAUAUCCUGGAGCCUCUGGUUGAUGCUGAAACAAUUAACACAAGAUUGGAUUGUAUUCAGGAACUACUCCAGGAUGAGGAGCUCUUUUUUAGUCUUCAGGCAGUGAUUUCAAGAUUCCUGGAUACUGAACAACUUCUUUCAAUUUUAGUACAAAUUCCAAAGCAAGAUACAGUUAAAGCUGCUGAAUCAAAAAUAACUAAUUUAAUCUAUCUGAAGCAUACUCUGGAACUUGUGGAUCCUCUAAAGGCUGCUUUGAAAAGCUGCAAGACACAUCUGUUAAAGGCAUAUUACAGUUCUCUGGAAGACAAAAGGUUUGGAAUCAUACUUGAAAAGAUUAAAACUGUCAUUAAUGAUGAUACAAGAUACACAAAAGGAUGCCUGAAUAUGAGGACCCAGAAGUGCUACGCAGUCAGGCCAAACAUCAAUGAAUUCCUUGAUAUAGCUCGUAGAACAUACACAGAGAUUGUAGAUGACAUAGCAGGAAUGAUAACACAGCUUGGAGAAAAAUACAACCUACCUUUGAAGAUGAGUUUCAGCUCUGCUCGUGGAUUUUUUAUCCAAAUGAAUGCAGAAUGUGCAGCAUUACCUAAUGGUCAGCUUCCUUCAGAAUUUACAAAGAUCACUAAAAUGAAAAAUGCAUAUAGCUUUACUUCAGCAGACUUAAUUAAAAUGAAUGAAAGAUGCCAGGAAUCUUUGAGAGAAAUUUAUCACAUGACCUACUUGAUAGUGUGUAAACUAUUGAGUGAAAUCUAUGAACAUAUCCAUUGCCUAUACAAACUCUCUGACACUGUGUCAAUGUUGGAUAUGUUGCUGUCAUUUGCCCAUGCCUGCACUCUUUCUGACUAUGUUCGUCCAGAAUUUACUGAUACAUUAGCAAUCAAGCAGGGAUGGCAUCCCAUUCUUGAAAAGAUAUCUGUGGAAAAACCUGUUUCUAAUAACACGUAUAUCACAGAAGGCAGCAAUUUUAUCAUUAUUACAGGACCAAAUAUGAGUGGAAAAUCAACUUACCUGAAACAGAUUGCUCUCUGUCAAAUUAUGGCACAGAUUGGUUCUUACGUCCCAGCAGAAUAUUCUUCUUUUAGAAUUGCUGAGCAAAUUUUCACUAGAAUUGGUAUGGAUGAUGAUAUAGAAACAAAUUCAUCAACAUUCAUGAAGGAAAUGAAAGAGAUAACAUAUAUCAUGCAAAAUGCUAAUGACAAAUCACUCAUCAUAAUUGAUGAACUUGGCAGAGGUACCAGUACUGAAGAAGGUAUUGGCAUUUGUUAUUCAGUGUGUGAAUAUCUACUGAGUUUGAAGGCAUUUACUCUAUUCGCUACACAUUUCCUGGAACUGUGUCACAUAGAUGCUUUAUAUCCCAAUGUGGAAAACAACCAUUUUGAAGUGCAACAUGUGAAAAACAGUGCUGGAAAUAAGGAAAAAAUUACUUAUACUUACAUACUUUCGAAAGGACACACAGAGGAAAAAAACUAUGGAUUAAAAGCUGCAGAAGUUUCUUCUCUACCACCAUCAAUAAUUUUGGAUGCAAAGGAGAUCACAACUCAUAUUGCUAGACAAAUUUUGCAAAAGCAAAGAACCACUCCUGAGACAUUAAGACAAAGGGCUGUAUACCAUCUAGCAACAAGGCUGGUUCAAACUGCAAGGAACUCUCGAUUGGAUCCAGACAGUUUGCGAAUAUUCUUGAAAGGCCUGAAAAAAAAGUAUGAAGCUGAUUGUCCUGUGUCUGGACAAGCACAAACUGAAGAUGGACAGUAA